This is a messenger RNA of Theileria annulata, 957 nucleotides long. RefSeq lists its product as uncharacterized. The record is from RefSeq and is a predicted model, not a curated record. NCBI's taxonomy places the organism in Eukaryota, Apicomplexa, Aconoidasida, Piroplasmida, Theileriidae. The transcript is spliced from 4 exons. Bases 1 to 957 code for a protein of 318 amino acids.
AUGGAUAUGACCCUUUCGGAGGCGUUAUAUGCCUACGAAGUCCUUGUUAAACAGGGGAAGUAUUUCAUAUCCGAAUUGUAUUCCAAAGACAACGCUGAUGUGGAUAGGAAGAUUUUGAAGAAAUUUGGAUACCAUAAUAUCUAUUUAGUAGAUACAAAGAAAAGGAUCCGCAAACUUGUAUCUAAGUACAACCAGUACCACUCAAUUUUAAUGCAGUCAGUGUAUCUGGACAAGUUUUAUGACGUGAUUCCACGAAAUUCCGCUCUCGCUCCUAUUAAACUAUUUUUGUACCCUAGUUUGAUCUUCUCUAGGACUGCACAGCCGAUUCCAUUCGCCUUUAUGUGGAACAUGUUUGAUAGUGAUAAAUCUGUCGAGAUUUUCACACGAAUAAUUUCUAAGGAACACGGGGUGCCAUACGACAGAGGCCUGUCUAUGGAAUUUGAAAGACAAAUAAUCGAAGCAUCGAUGAUUGAGUGUGACUUCGCCCUCUUAGUAGAAAUGCUCUCUGAAAGAAAUAAAAUAUCCCAUACCUUUCACUCCCGGUUUAAUAUAGUUGUGACGCUUGAUGUUCCAAUUGAAGCAAACAAAACCCUAAAUUUAGGUCCUAUUAGCUGGAAUAUGUUAAACUCAGACUGGGAAGCAAAUGAGCUAAUAAACAAUAUAGUAGGAGAUAUGGAUAUUAAUAAAGACCACUUGCAGCUUGUUUUAUACACUUUUAAAACUGAAAUUAUAAAUAAAAAAAAGGAGAUGAUCUAUAGAUAUUCAAGUCGACUAUUUAAGUAUUCUAGGAAACAUAAUCUGAGAAUCCCAUUUAUCUGUAAAAGAGGAUCGUCAAACGUCUACGAAGACAAACCUUUCUUACUCUCACAAACCAUAAAUUUCCCAUCUAAGAUUAGGAACCUCUUUCAGUCUUCUUACAAGGAACGGCUACAAAUUUGUUCUAAACCAUAUAUUUGA